UGCCUUCUCAUAUAUACUUCUUCGAUCUUGACAUCCAACAAUGAACUGUACCCACCCCAUUCAUAUCCACAUCGCUCCUUACCUGAUCACUUUACAUUUUUUGCUAAUCCAACUCGAUCAACACAGACUCGGUCACUCUACCUAAAUCCCACUAUAUAUAUAUAUAUAUAUAUAUAUAUAUAUAUAUAUCAGUUCCCUACAUAUUCAUCUACUUCGGUCCAUUCUUCAAUCUAGCUCUCUGCCCCCUCGCUUCUUCAUUUGGGUUUCUAUCACCUAUCUUGAGAUAUACCCUCAUCUCACGCGGGGUAGCUAGCUAGGUUUCAGUGUAAGGAGCUAAGUACAAAGCGCCUGUCUGCCGCAAAUGGCCGACCGUGUCCACCCAUGCGGCGACGCCUCCCAAACGGCGCCGCUGCAUGCUUCCAACAACCCUCAGCCGGGGACCUACGUCGUCCAAAUCCCCAAGGACCAAAUCUACCGCGUCCCCCCGCCGGAGAACGCCACCCUCUACGACAAGUAUACCCGCCAAAAGCCUCGCCACAACUGCUGUCGUUCCUGCCUCUGCUGGCUCCUUUUCACCGUCGCCUCUCUCCUCCUCCUCUCCGCCAUCGCCGCUGUCGUCUUCUACCUCGUCGUUCGUCCCGAGUCCCCCAACUACUCGGUGCAGAAAAUCUCAUUCAAGGGUUUCAACCUCACCGCCGCCUCCUCGCCGUCGUCAACGGUGCCGCAACAGGUAGACGUGGCCGUGCGCGCAGAGAACCCCAACAGAAAAAUGGGCAUCUACUACGAGCGGGACAGCUCGGCCAACGUGGUGUACACUGACAUCAAGCUGUGUGACGGCGCUCUGCCGGCGUUUUAUCAGCCGCCGAAGAAUGUGACGGAGCUGGAGACGGCGCUGACGGGGACGGGGAUCAGGCUGACGAGCGCGGCGCGUGAAGGGCUGGUGGAGGCGCAGAGGCAAGGCAUGGUGGCGUUGAAGUUGCAUGUCCGAGCGCCCGCUAGAAUCAAAGUGGGGUCCAUAAAGUCGUGGAAGAUCACCGUUAAAGUUGACUGUGGCAUAACGGUAAAUAAGCUGGCCCCAGAGGCCAAGAUUGUGUCCAAAGACUGCAACUAUGGUGUGGAUCUUUGGUAGAGUUGUUUUUCUAGACAGAACCAAAUUGUUGAUUCAUUCUAUUAUUUUUGUAUAUUGGUUCUCAUUUCUCUUGCUUAUCACACUGGUUUUCCAAUUUUUGAUGAUUAUUUGGGAUUAGAGACGA
This is a messenger RNA of Argentina anserina (silverweed cinquefoil), 1253 nucleotides long. RefSeq names its product NDR1/HIN1-like protein 13. The coding region runs from base 362 to 1129 and encodes 255 amino acids. Gene Ontology annotation, cellular component: plasma membrane. The transcript has 2 exons. The record is from RefSeq and is a predicted model, not a curated record. NCBI's taxonomy places the organism in Eukaryota, Viridiplantae, Streptophyta, Magnoliopsida, Rosales, Rosaceae.